AUGGAGCUGCUGAAACAACUGAACGCGAUCAGAGACGCGACGAACAGAAGUUUAUUAAUGAAUAAUAAUAGGACGGACAGUGAGAAUGUUCCCAACACUAUUCCUCCUAGAACUCCUUCUGGCGCCGGCGACGAUGUUUCGGACGACGAGGAAAGAACGUGUGAGAAAGAAGAAGAAGAAAACGAAAACGAAGAGGAAAAGAAGAUGAGACGGCGACCGUUCAAGUACGCGAAAGCGAUAUCGCAGAUGAUGAUGCGAAAAGGAGGAGGAAAAGGAGGAGCGGGGACCGACGACGAUGAAAAUGUUGACGGCGAUGAUAAAGAAGCGACAACGAGGAUAACGUGCGCGUCGCAAAACGGCGUCGCGUGCGCGUUUGGAUUUGCAAACGGGGAUUUGCUCGUCGCGGAUGCCGAGACGGGCGAACGGGUGGCGCUGUUUAAAAGAGAGUCCUCCGAAGAUGAUGAUGAUGACGACGGCGACGACAAAAACAACGAGAACAACAACAACAACAACAACAACAACAAUAGCAUCACGUGCAUCUCGUUUGAUGCCACCGGGACGUUUUUGUGCUCUUCUUCGGCGAACGGGACGGUGAGAGUUAGACACGUGGUCGUCGUCGACGACGACGACGAUGACGAUGACGAUGACGACGACGACGACGAUGGCGCUCCAAAGACGCCAAAGUUGAUAAACGCGAAGAAGAAGAAAAAAAUAAUUCGCGUGCACGAUGACGUGGACGGCGAGACCUUAGCUGUCACGCACAAAUCUUCCGUAAACUGUUGCGUCAUCGACCCGAAUUUCGCCAGUCGAAGGAACCGGUUCGUCAUGUUUGGAGGACGUCAGUCCUCGGAAUUGGUUUUGCACUGUUUCGCGAACACAAAAAACGCCUCGCAAAUGACAAAAGCAAAGACGAUCGUCUUACAAAAGAACGACGGUCCAAUCAGAGCCGUAGCCUGGCGACACAACGUCUUAGCGUGGGCCUCCAACGCGGGCGUGCGAUUGCGAGACGCGACCGCGCCGGUUGGAUUAGCGAGGUGGGAGAAACCGCCAGGAUCGAAAGCGAGGUUCUCGCAACGAGAUCCGGUAUUCGCGUGGAACGAUAAGACAGUCACGACGGAAGGGUCCGCGGAGUUGAUGUUGGCAUGGGCAGACGCCGUGGUCGUGUUUCGGAUUCGACAAAGUAGUAACGGCGGUGGUACCGGUAACGGAACUAACUCGACAACAGAAAAUAGUAAUAGCAAGAACAACAACGCGGGCGGUAGUAAAAACGCAGCGGCUGCGUUAAUCGAAAGCAUAGCGCGAAGUACUAGCAGCUCGGGCGGCGGGAACAACAAGAACACCAUCACCACUGGAUUAUUAAGAAGUGGAACGCCGCCUCUGAAGAGCGAUAAUGCGGUCAAACGGGUGGAGAUUUGUGCGACUUUCCAAACGCCGUAUUUGGUGUGCGGUAUCGCGCCGUACGCGAGCAAAAAAUUGGUACUUUUAAUUUGGUGGCCUCCGAGAGAAGAAGACGACAACGAUAACGACGAAGUCGAGAAGAAAUCAGUAUCGUUGUCAAAUGUCGAACUCCGCAUCGCGGAUUGGCGCGACGAGGCAUCUUGGAUUGACGCCUUGCCUUUAACGACGUCAUCUUCAGGCUCGGACGUCGUAUUUGGUCCGGUGAUAUCGCCAAACACGGUGAGCAUGUCGCAUUACCAACCUACGGAUUCAACGUCUUCUUCUUUCUCGACAUCAUCUGCAUCGAACUUGAAAUCCAUCUCGUUGUUAUCAAAGCAGCACGAAUACCUCGUCGCGUCCUCGGAGGUUGUUUUAAUCGCUAAACAACGGUCCGCGCAAGACACCGUAUUCGACGCGCUCCGUCGGCAAAAAGAUAACGACGACGAUUCAGCGCUAGAUAUAUGCGAAAAAUACGAGCACUUAGGUGAACUUCGCAAAGGCGCGGCGUUAGCUGUAGCAGAAGCGUCCGUCACGCGCGCGUUUGACGCUCAAAACUACGCCUUGGCAGCCAAGAGAUGCCCGCGCGCGUUGGGGAGAAAUCCGGAGAAGUGGCGCUUUUGGGCGAAGAAGUUUGCCUCGGUGAACAAACUCGGCGAUUUAGCGUUUUACGUUCCCGUAACUUCCGGUAGUAGCGAUGCGGAUGGAGAAGCGCCUCUGAAACGGUCGACUUACGAACUCAUCUUGAUGGCGACGUUGAGCGACCCGGAGACGCAGCCAACGUUUUUAGCUUUAGUGAAAACGUGGCCGGCAAAAUGUUUUGACGUCGGUGCUUUGACGAGAGAAGUUCGUUUGAAAGCAGCGAGAGUGAGACGAAUGAUUUCGGCGCAGUCGAUUGAUGGAUUCUUGGACGAUGAGCAUCACUAUCAUCGUCGUCGUCAAGGCAGCAAAGAAGAUUCCAUUCAAGAAGUAGCGUCCACGUCUUCCAUGAACAACUUCGAGGAGUCCAGCGUCAUGCCUUACAGCACGAUGAUUGGCGAAACGCAAUCGAUAUUAGACGAAGCGUUGGCAGAAUUGUACGUCAUGGACGGUAAAGUUGAUCGAGCGUUGGAAGCGUAUCUCUCGAACGGUCGACCGCCGACGAUUUCGGCGUUGGAUUUCAUCGACCGGAGAAAUUUAGGUGGCUCAGUCCCGAUUGAUAAAAUCGGUGAAUUGUUCGUGGCGGAUGCAGUGAAAGCGGCGAAAGUUUUCGCGGCGUGCGAGUGUAAGAGUGAUGAUUUUUACCAUCACAACCAUCACCAUCUCGGCGAUAUGAGCGAGAAACAAGUAGCGGCGGAGGACGCCAUCAUCCCGGACUCGAUCGUGCUUUCCGAACUCGACCGAUGCGACGAGUUUACCGACGAAUCCGAGCGACGAGACGCUCAACUUAAGUAUCUCGAAGCGUUGUGCGACCUCGAUCCGGAUCGGUAUCACAUGCAUCACGAAGCGGUGUGUCGACUCACGGCGCAAAGGAACCCGAAAGAGUUGUUGUCGCGAUUGGUCAAAUCCGCGAGGUUUAUUCCAGACCAGUUACCUUUAGAGCUUUCGAGAAGAGAGAAGAAGGACAUUUUUGACGCCCAAACGAAGAAGUUCUUCUCUGGAAAUUUGAACGAUCCAAAUGAAACGUACUGUUACGUCCCAGACGCGUACGCGCACGCGUUAGCGAGGAACGGACGCGUGCUUGAAGCGUUGGACGUGAUUGUCACUGAACUCGGCGAUAUUUCAGGGGCGUGCGAAUUAGUCAACGCCGUCACCGCGGAGUGCACCGACGAGGAAAAGAAACUGUUUUGGAGGAAAAUUAUCGAGUUGGCGCAAAAAAGCGAUAAAGAAGCAGCACUGUUGUCCUCCUCCUCCACCUCCCCCUCCUCUUCUUCUUUCGCUCUUCUCCUCCAGCGCAAAUCUUCCGAAAAGAAGAAAAAGCCGCCGAUUUUGUUCAACGCCGAGUUGAUUGAAAACGCGCCGAUUGGCGUCGCCAUCGACAAAAGUUUGAAGAAAAAUCUGGUCAAAAUCGUUUCCGAGACGAGACGAGAGAGCGAAAAAUGGUCGAAAAUGCGCGGGAAAGUCGCCAAGGAAAAGAUGGAAACCACGCGUUUGCGAGUGGAGUGCGGCACGAGAGCGUCGCCGAGAGACGGGGUUCGAUUCGUCGUGAAACCAAAAGAGAAGAAGAAGAAGAAGCAGAAGAGACCUAAUGCUGCUGCUGUUGCUGCUGCUCCGAAUUAA
Molecule: messenger RNA, 3693 nt
Organism: Bathycoccus prasinos
Lineage: Eukaryota; Viridiplantae; Chlorophyta; Mamiellophyceae; Mamiellales; Bathycoccaceae
Exons: 1
Coding region: 1-3693 (1230 amino acids)
Biological process (GO): protein targeting to vacuole; endosomal vesicle fusion
Cellular component (GO): late endosome; HOPS complex
Molecular function (GO): protein binding
Source: RefSeq, a predicted model, not a curated record